This is a messenger RNA of Venustampulla echinocandica, 780 nucleotides long. Its product is annotated as SGNH hydrolase. Gene Ontology annotation, molecular function: phosphatidylcholine lysophospholipase A1 activity. The record is from RefSeq and is a predicted model, not a curated record. Bases 1 to 780 code for a protein of 259 amino acids. The transcript is spliced from 3 exons. NCBI's taxonomy places the organism in Eukaryota, Fungi, Ascomycota, Leotiomycetes, Helotiales, Pleuroascaceae.
AUGACCACACGGGAAGGUCUUCAUAUCCUUUGCUUUGGAGCUAGUCUCACGGCCGGAUAUUUGAAGUCAGGUGCAUUGUAUCACCCUUAUGCAGGUGCAUUGGAAGUUGCACUCAACAAGGCUUUCCCUUCUGUAAAUAUUACAAUCGAUGUCCAGGGUCUGAGUGGCGACGAUGUGAUAAGUCCCCCUGGUGGAUUCUUACCAAGGAUGGAUAUAUUGUACGAAGAGGCACAUCCCGCUCACCCCUAUACACACGCCGUAAUCCUUGGUGGAACAAAUGACCUAGUCCACCUACGGCAUUCUCGAGAAAUCUACCAAGCCCUUCAAGCUGUCUGGGCCAUCCCUCUAUCGCACAAUACCACUGUAAUCGCCCUUACCAUUCCAGAAUGUCCAGGGUGCAGCCAAGUCCCCGCUGCGCGGUUGGAUAGAUUGAAUGCCGCAAUUAUGAAGAGGGGCGGAUGUGUAGAAGACGGCGGGAAAUUCUACACACUUGAUUUACAUGCUAGGAUCCCGUAUGUGGAUUUGCACGAGGAAGAGAGGAGUGAGAUAUGGGGUGAUGGCGUGCAUUUUACAGCCAAGGGGUAUGAUCUGAUGGGCAAUAUUAUUGCAGAGAAAAUCAUUAACUUAGUUGCUUCGGAAAUGGAAGAACUCGGAGAAGUGGACGAGGUUGAGACUAAGCAUAAAAACGUGGAGACGAACAAGAUAUAUAGACUGAAAGACGACGGUAAAUCCGAACGAAAUUUCGAAGGGAAGUUGCUGAGGAGUGGGAGGGUAUUGUGA